AUGCAGGACAAACUCAUCGGCAAGUUCAAGCUCCGAACCCGAUGCUUGACAGCUGACGGGAAGCGGUCUGAAACAACACAGGAAUUCCAAGGUGGUCUUGAAGGAUUGCUGAUUUCAGGCAAUCCCGCACCAGACAUCAAGGAUGGCCAGCACUACCAGCCGCAGAGCAAGACCUUUCCUGCCUUUGACUCAUGGACCGCAGAGGGCGUUGCUCAGCUGACGAUUGCCGAUGCGCAUGACAUCACCUUCCAUGACAGUGUUAAGACCAGCGACCUGACGAUGUUUGCAAGAAGCAUGAGAGCAAGGCCAACUUCUUUGUCGUUCUGCAGUUUCAGUUUGAUAGUGGAUGGAAAACCGCAGACUGUGAAGCAGCUGAUGGCUGACCAGAUUCAGCAAUGGCUCGUGUGCUUUGAACCUUCCGGAGCGGCGCGAACGAGGGAUCUCGCCCUGGUGCCGCUGGAUGCCGGCUUCAUCCGGGGCUCCGUGCUGGCGCGCUCUGGGCGUGGCGUGGGAUGUGCGCCGGAUCUCCGCACCUGGGACCCGGCACACACCGUGGAGAUGGCUCGCCUUGCGGAGCUCAGACACACGGAGGUGUUGCGGCGUUCGGCCGAGCGACACCUGGCCCGAGGGGUAUCCUUGCCGCGGCUCCGCUGCGAGGUGGGCAUGGAGGAGAGCAAGUUCCUGCGCAGAGCAGGGGCUCCGGUGCCGUCGCAUCUGAGCAGCGGCAUGGUGAAGGCGUAG
Messenger RNA from Effrenium voratum, 741 nucleotides. The record is from the annotation of a GenBank genome assembly. NCBI's taxonomy places the organism in Eukaryota, Dinophyceae, Suessiales, Symbiodiniaceae.